Morus notabilis is the source of this 1059-nucleotide messenger RNA. RefSeq names its product probable esterase PIR7A. The transcript is spliced from 4 exons. Lineage: Eukaryota; Viridiplantae; Streptophyta; Magnoliopsida; Rosales; Moraceae. Gene Ontology annotation, biological process: jasmonic acid metabolic process; salicylic acid metabolic process. Bases 1 to 1059 code for a protein of 352 amino acids. Gene Ontology annotation, molecular function: methyl salicylate esterase activity; methyl jasmonate esterase activity; methyl indole-3-acetate esterase activity. The record is from RefSeq and is a predicted model, not a curated record.
AUGGAAAACAGGUUUUUGGUUCUUGCUCUAUCACUUCAUAGAUCUUUUCCUCUUUUUAAUGACGAAGAAUUGGUGUUGAACGAAACCAAACUCACCAAGGGUAAGUAUAGAUCGGUUCGUAGAGUAUUCAUCAUACGCGAUCAAGAUUAUGCGAUCAAUGAGGGUCUAAGGUGGAUGAUCGAGCGGAAUCCACCUAAUGAAGUGAAGAUCAUAAAUGGGACGGAUCACAUGGUUAUGUUCACUAGACCUCUAAAACUUGACCCAAACAGCACAAUAGUCCCCAAGAGGCACUUUGUGUUGGUUCAUGGGGGUGGUCAUGGGGCUUGGUGCUGGUAUAAAAUCACAGCCUUUUUACAAUCCAACGGUCACAAUGUCACAGCAAUUGAUCUAACGGCUUCAGGGAUCAACCCACGACAGAUUAAUGACCUUAAAUAUAGUUCAGUGUUGGAUUAUAUUCAGCCGUUGAUGGAUUUCGUGGAAUCUCUCCAACCAAAGGAGAGGGCUAUCUUGGUGGGCCAUAGUAUGGGUGGGCUGGGCCUCUCCAUCGCCAUGGAGAAGUUUCCCAACAAAGUUUCUGCUGCCGUUUUUGUCACUGCUCAUAUGCCUGGUCCUCACUUACGUGACUAUAACAAAAGAGAAUACACGAAGAGCGGGUUCUUUUAUGGAUUCAGAAUAUAUAUAUAUGAUCAGGGUCCUAACAACCCUCCAACAGCUGUAAAAUUUGGGCCUAACAUGUUGGCAUCAAAGUUGUACCAGCUUUCCCCACCAAAGGAUUUGGCUCUUGCAAUAUCAUUACUGAGACCUUACCCCAUUUUUAAUGAUGAAGAAUUGGUGUUGGAACAAACCAAACUUUCCAAGGGCAAAUAUGGAUCAGUUCGUAGAGUAUUCAUCAUAUGCGAUCAAGAUCAUGCGAUUGACGAGGGUCUACAGAGAUAUAUGAUUGAGCAGAAUCCACCUAAUGAGGUGAAGGUCAUAAAUGGGACUGAUCACAUGGUCAUGUUCACCAGACCACUAAAGCUUUUUUCAUUCCUUGGCGAGAUUGCUGAGAAGUAUUAUUGA